UUUUGAUUUUUGCAAUGCUUAUUUCAAAGAUUUCAAAACAAAUUGAAAAUAUUCAGUUCAGUUAAGAGAAUACGAUUUUUUAAGAAUAUACGUACUUACUAAAUAUUUACUAUGCCUCAAGUAUUUCAAGUCUUACGAUGUUAUAAAUGUUUGGUCUUCCAGGUCCACCAAACAAAGAAAUCAAAUAAAUGGGAAUGUAAGUUGUGUGGUGAAAAGCAAUCGAUCAAAAGACAUUAUGGAAUAAGCACAGCCAAAGAUUGUAGAUUACACGUUCAAAAACUAAACGGCAUGAGAGGUGAAUUAGACGGCCUUAAAAACGAAUCAAAUAAUAGUGACAGCAGUGAAACUGAAGAAAACAUACAGCCGGUUAAAGCACCUGUAAAGAAUAAUUACUCUCCCUUAAAAAACAGUAAGUGGUCUAACUAUGCGGAAAAAACUGAAAACGUUGUUCAGAAUACUGAUGAAAAGAUGUCCUUAGGGGAUGCAGAAGUAGUGUUGGAAAUUCCACAAAAGCGGAGAAAAAUAUUUCAAAACGUCACUAAAAAAUUUCCUAAGACUACACCAUCCGAUCAUGUGGGUAUUCCGGAAAAUUUAAAUGAUCAAAUUGCAUUACCUGAAACUAGACCAAUUGCUAGCAAUUGUACAGUCAGCUUUGAUCAAAAAACCUCAGAUCUAAGUUCUCAUUCCAAACACCAAAAUGAAGUAGAACCUUUUAAAACUAGGAAUAGUAAUAAGAAGUUUGUUCCACCAAUAGUAAAUAAAAAUUCAAAAUGGGCACAGUUUACUGAUACAGAUCAAAGUCAACAGUCAGAUAUAGAACCUUCACAAAGUAUUGAAACAUCUCAAAAUAAUGUGCUGUUUUCAUUAUGUGAUGAUACCGAUCUUGAUAAUAUUUUAGAUUUUUAAAUGUCCCUUAGGUGUCUUAUUUCAAUAUCUAUAUCUGAGUGAGUAUUUUAAGAGGACAAAUUUUGUAUCAAAUCUUCAUAUGUUGUGUUUUUAGUUAAGAAGAAUUAUUAAAAGGCGAUUGUUUUCCAA
Helicoverpa zea (corn earworm) is the source of this 1035-nucleotide messenger RNA. Its product is annotated as MRN complex-interacting protein. Gene Ontology annotation, molecular function: chromatin binding. The record is from RefSeq and is a predicted model, not a curated record. The coding region runs from base 112 to 906 and encodes 264 amino acids. Lineage: Eukaryota; Metazoa; Arthropoda; Insecta; Lepidoptera; Noctuidae. The transcript is spliced from 3 exons. Gene Ontology annotation, cellular component: nucleus. Gene Ontology annotation, biological process: mitotic G2 DNA damage checkpoint signaling.